AAAAAGUGCCAUUAUACAGGACAACAACAUCUUUCAAAACAUCCAAACAGUCAGCAUCUCAACCAUUGAUAGGGUGCUGAAAAGACACCAAAUGAAUAUGAAGCAGCUCUACACUGUUCCGUUUGAAAGAAAUGGUGAAAGAGUGAAGGAGCUGCGUUACCAAUAUGUACAGCGUAUAAUGGAACUGGAAGCAAGUGAACCACCGCACAGCUUCCUCUACAUGGAUGAAGCUGGCUUCAACCUAACAAAACGUAGAAGGCGUGGUCGAAAUAUCAUCGGCCACAGAGCUACAGUUGAUGUGCCAGGCCAACGGGGCGGAAACAUAACCAUGGGUUGUGCAAUCUCUGAGAAUGGUGUGCUAACGCAUAUUCCCAUUAUUGGGCCAUACAAUACAGAGCGUCUUGUCACCUUUUUAGACACUCUCUACAGGGAUCUCAUCCCUGAACAAGAGAGGGGUCAGAUUGGAGAUGACCUGCCAAAGUAUGUGAUCGUUUGGGACAAUGUCAGUUUCCAUCGUUCCAACAUCAUCAGGCAAUGGUUUGAUUUGACAAAUGUUCAUUCCUCCAACCUGCCUCCAAGUCACUCACUGGCUCUCCAGAAAGAUCUCACCACAGAUCCUCCGCUGCUCCACCUCAACCCGCUGUCCUCGCUCCGCCUGCCUGCUCUCACCAGUCUCUUACCAGCCCGCUGUCUUCGCCCAGUCCACCUGCUCACGGCGAUUACUUCCACACACCUGGCUACUCCUUGUGUUUUACAAUAA
Molecule: messenger RNA, 760 nt
Organism: Siniperca chuatsi (mandarin fish)
Lineage: Eukaryota; Metazoa; Chordata; Actinopteri; Centrarchiformes; Sinipercidae
Exons: 3
Coding region: 92-760 (222 amino acids)
Molecular function (GO): nucleic acid binding
Source: RefSeq, a predicted model, not a curated record